Triticum dicoccoides is the source of this 929-nucleotide messenger RNA. Its product is annotated as general transcription and DNA repair factor IIH subunit TFB5-like. Gene Ontology annotation, cellular component: transcription factor TFIIH holo complex; transcription factor TFIIH core complex. Gene Ontology annotation, biological process: nucleotide-excision repair, preincision complex assembly; nucleotide-excision repair; transcription initiation at RNA polymerase II promoter. The transcript is spliced from 3 exons. The record is from RefSeq and is a predicted model, not a curated record. Bases 430 to 642 code for a protein of 70 amino acids. NCBI's taxonomy places the organism in Eukaryota, Viridiplantae, Streptophyta, Magnoliopsida, Poales, Poaceae.
AGCCGUCUCUCAUUCUCUCCUCCCUCCUUCCUCUGCCUCCCGUGACGAGAGCAUCCCCAGCCGCCGCCGCCGCCGCCGCCGCCGCCAGGCGAUUCCGGCGAGUUCUGGCGGCCCUCGCCGGCGCGCAGGACACGCACGUGCUCCCCUCGCCACGCUCCUUCCUUCCCUCCGGCCAGAUCCGCUCCUCGCGGCCGUGUCCCCUCCCGGCGGCUAGGGUUCCGGCUGCGGCGUCGCCUCCAGCUCCGGCGAGGUGAGCUCUGCCUUCCCUUCCCUGGCCUUGAUUCAGAUCUCCAUCUUCCUUCUCUCCCCGACGCCCGAGCCCGACGACGCCGUGCCGGCGACGGCAUCGGCUGUGUGCGCCGUGCGUCGACUACAACCUCUCCGGUGAGGUGAGGAGGUCAUAUUCUACUGCCCCGAGCACAUUGAAAGAUGGUUAAUGCAAUCAAGGGGCUGUUCAUCUCCUGUGAUAUACCGAUGGCUCAGUUCAUUGUCAAUAUGAAUGCGUCAAUGCCCGCAUCGGAGAAGUUCAUCGUGCACAUUCUUGACCCCACACACAUGUUCAUCCAGCCUAAUAUGGGAGAUUACAUCAAAAGUAAGAUGGCGGAGUUCAGAGACCAGAACAGCUAUGAGAAGCCAACGUGAAGGGCCACCAUCCAUUACCGCGGUGCCAGCUUCCAUCCAUUACCGCGGUGCCAGCUUCAAGAAACUCCAUCAAGAGAUACCUAUGUUGAUUAUCGCUAUGUAGAAUGGUUAUAUGCUGAGACUGAACGUCAUGUCUCUCUUGUGAUGUUCUGUUUCCUACUUCUGAGCCAAUUUAUGAUACAGAGUUCUGCGUCUUAUGUAUCUUCGGAGUGAGCCUUUAGCUGCUAAUAUUUCUGGUGAUGUUGAUAUUGAUACCGUGUGCUGAAUAAAGUACCACCUCUUGUCAA